UUGUCUAAAUCUAUAGACAAUGACGGUGGUAUAACCUACAUUCAAUGUAGACAUCUGUGUUUAGCACUUUCUCCACUAUGGCAGUGGCAUCUAAUUUUGAAUUUCCCCACUAGGCCACAUUAUUUAUUCGCACAUAAGUAUUAUAAUUUACUUUUGUAACCCUGUUUGACUUAACAUAAUAUUUCAAGAGUGAGCUGGAUAAACCAAAGACUAUUUUUCUUAUUAUCAAUAAACAAAUAGUUUAUUUGCUCAUAUUAGAUAACAUUCUGAUUGAUAUUGUUAUUGGUAAUUGAUAAAUUUUAUUAUCAUUCAACUUGGUUUUCAAAGCCCACUGGAGAGAAAUUCAAAAUGCAGAACAGUGAGACAUUUAACUUGACUGUAAGAAAGGCAGUAAGAGAGGAUAUGGCUCAAGUUUACAAACUUAUUAAGGAACUCGCGGAUUAUGAAAAAUUGGGAGACCAGGUAGCUAUUGAUGAAAAAAUACUACAGGAUGAUUUUGACAGCCAACCUCCUGCUUUUUUUUCCAUGGUGGCAGAAUUGCCAGAUGGUCAUAUAAUAGGAUACGCUUUAUAUUAUAAUUCAUACUCAACGUGGGUCGGAAGAUCAAUUUUUCUUGAAGAUUUGUAUGUUCAACCAGCAUAUAGGGGUAAUGGUUUUGGAAAGCAACUUCUGAAGGCUGUUGCAAAAGUAGCCCAAGAAUCCCAAAUUAGAAGGAUAGACUUUCAUGUUCUGUCUUGGAAUCCUACCGUCGAAUUUUACCAAAAACUGGGAGCUGUUAAUUUGAGCCAAACUGAAAAAUGGACCUUAUUUAGAAUGGAUCAAGAUUGCAUAAAUAAAUUAUUGUCCUGAA
Messenger RNA from Leptinotarsa decemlineata (Colorado potato beetle), 850 nucleotides. RefSeq names its product thialysine N-epsilon-acetyltransferase. Lineage: Eukaryota; Metazoa; Arthropoda; Insecta; Coleoptera; Chrysomelidae. Gene Ontology annotation, molecular function: N-acetyltransferase activity. The record is from RefSeq and is a predicted model, not a curated record.